Staurois parvus is the source of this 1656-nucleotide messenger RNA. Lineage: Eukaryota; Metazoa; Chordata; Amphibia; Anura; Ranidae. The record is from the annotation of a GenBank genome assembly.
AUGGGUAGCUACAGGGCACCUAGCAUGCAAGGAGGUAGCGGUUGUGGACUAGGUGGUCUAGGUGGUGGACUAGGUGGCAUGGGUGGUGGUUAUGGUGGCAGCUACUCAUCUAACUUUGGUUAUGGCCAUGGAAGUGGAAUUGGAGGUGGAGAUGGUCUCCUGGCUGGAGGAGAGAAGGAAACCAUGCAGAACCUGAAUGACCGUCUGGCCUCCUACCUGGACAAGGUGCGCUCCUUGGAGAAGGCUAACUCUGAGCUGGAGAUCAAAAUCAGAGAGUGGUAUGAGAAGCAAACCCCAAGCCCAUCUAAUGACUAUAGCCAAUACUACAAAAUUAUUGAAGAUCUUCGUAACAAGAUCCAGCACGUCACUGUGGAGAAUGCCAGUGUGGUCCUACAAAUUGACAAUGCCAAACUGGCCGCUGAUGACUUCAGAACAAAAUAUGAAACUGAACAUGCCCUUAGACUAAAUGUUGAGGCUGAUAUCAACGGCCUUCGCAAAGUUCUGGAUGAACUAACUCUAACCAGGUCUGACCUGGAACUCCAGAUUGAGAGCUUAAAGGAAGAGUUGGCCUACUUGAAGAAGAACCACGAAGAGGAAAUGAAUGUCCUUCGUGGACAAGUUCGUGGUACUGUCAAUGUGGAAAUGGAUGCUGCCCCGGGUAAUGACCUGACCAAGAUCUUGGCUGAAAUGAGAGACCAAUAUGAAAGCCUGUCUGAAAAGAACCGCAAGGAAGUUGAAGAAUGGUACUUCAAGAAGACAGAAGAACUGAGCAGAGAAGUUGCAAGCCACAGUGAACAGAUCCAGUUCAGCAAAACAGAAAUCACCGACCUCAAACGUACACUUCAAAGCUUGGAGAUCGAACUGCAGACCCAGCUAAGCAUGAAAUCAGCAUUGGAAGGUACCUUGGCAGACACAGAAGGCCGAUACUGUGCACAGCUCGCCCAGAUACAGGAUCUUAUCAGCAGUGUAGAAGCCCAGCUUUCCGAGAUGCGAUCAGAUAUGGAACGACAGAGCUAUGAAUACAAAAUCCUCAUGGACGUCAAGACCCGUCUAGAACAGGAAAUUGCCACCUACAGACGCCUACUUGAGGGAGAAGAUACCAAGCUCAUAAUGUCUUCAUAUGGCAUCAAGGGCCUAGGUGGGUUUGGUGGUGGCUCAAACAGGUCAGGUAUGGUUAGCUUUGGAAUACCUAGCAUUCAUGAAGGUGGCAGUGGCAAAAACCUUCCCUUUUCCACCUCAAGGGUGGUAACUUCUGAAGUCAGUGGUCUUGGUAGCAGCUUAGGUGGUGGACUAGGUGACCUAGGUGGUGGUUUUGGUGGCAGCUACUCAUCUAGUUUUGGUUAUGGUUAUGGGGGUGGAUUUGGAGGUGGAGAUGGCUUGUUGGGUGGAAGAGAAAAGGAGACCAUGCAAAACCUAAAUGACCGUCUGGCCUCCUACCUGGACAAGGUACACUCUCUGGAGAAAGCCAAUGCUGAGCUAGAGAUCAACAUCAGGGAAUGGUAUGAGAAGCAAGCCCCCAGCCCAUCAUAUGACUACAGCCAGUACUACAAGGUCAUUGAGGAUCUUCGUAACAAGGUAAGAAGAGGUCCAUAUAUACAUGUAUAUAUAUGUACUAUUGAGGAGGUUACAGCAAAUUAUUAUACAGGAUUUAUAUAG